Messenger RNA from Acomys russatus (golden spiny mouse), 1686 nucleotides. RefSeq names its product pyrin and HIN domain-containing protein 1-like. Gene Ontology annotation, biological process: cellular response to interferon-beta; activation of innate immune response. Gene Ontology annotation, molecular function: double-stranded DNA binding. Lineage: Eukaryota; Metazoa; Chordata; Mammalia; Rodentia; Muridae. The record is from RefSeq and is a predicted model, not a curated record. The transcript has 7 exons.
AUGCAAAAUCUGGACAUCGUAGAAGACAUUUAUAAAGAGCAGAUUACUCUUCAGAAUGAGCUUUAUUCUGCUCCUAGAACCUUUGCAGGCUUACCCAUACUUUGAGAGUUGGUGAACCAAUUCAAGAAAAUUGUUCUUCUCUUGGGUUGAGAACGUAUCAGUGAUUAUAACUUUAGAGUAGUUCAGUUUUUACUGACCCAUGACCUACAACUUACUAAGAAAAUGCAAGAUGAUUAUGACAGAAUUCAGAUUGCUGACUUAAUGGAAGAAAAGUUCCAAAAGGAUGCUGGGUUGAGCAAACUGAUAGAAGCAUGCUAAGAUAUUCCAGAACUUGGAGACAGUGCUGAUAUUCUUAGAAAAGAGAUGGAAAAAGGAAAGAGGGGAGCACCCAGGAUGCCCACUUUUUCCCGCCCUGCCCCUACCUUGCUAAUUCCCUGUAGGAGCCAAUAUGCUUCUUCCACUGUGUGUGCAUCAGGACCUAAAAGUGAAGAUACAAUCACCAAAUCACCUGACACAGUAACAACACAGUUAUUCCAGGAAGAGCAUAACCUUCAAGAACUUCCAACAACUAGCACAUGCUCAGCUAAGAGUGAACCUCAAGUUCCUCAAGGGCUUCUAACAACAGCCAUCAGCAGCCUCCAGAGCCCCCUGGAACCUCAAGAACUAUCAACUACCAUAUUUCCAACAUCUUGGGGUCCUUCACCACCACGUUCCACCAGUGACCAGGCUUCCCAGGUGUCUCCCCUGACAGCCUCCAGCAGCAUCCAGACCAUCCAGACUUCUCGGGUAAUGUCAACACUUUCUUCUAGCCACCAAACUCCUCUGGAGUCUCCAAAACCAGUGUCCAGCAAUGCCAUGGCCUUUCAAGCCACCCCAGCAUCAGGGCCCAAAUGUGCCCUGGCCAUUCAUAUGACUUCAUCAACAGUGACCGGUAGUGUCCAGGCCCCUUGCAUUUCUCAAGCAACAGUGGCCAGCAGCGACCCUGUCAUUUGGAAACCAAGACUGAAGAUUGUACCUAAACAACCUUCUGAGGAAGAUGGUCACCACCAAGGUUCCAAACAAGUAAUGGUGUUAAAGGCAAUGCAACCCUUUACAUAUGACGUGAGAGAAGACAAAAGGAUGUUCCAUGCCAUAGUGGCUACUGAGACUGAAUUCUUUUGCGUGAAGGUGUUUGACAUAACCCUAAAGGAAAAGUUCAACCCCAGGAAAGUCAUCGUGAUCUCAGAUUAUUCUGGCUACAAUGGGUUUCUAGAGACAUACAGAGCCCCCUGUGUGUCUGAGGUGAAUGGCAACAAUGUGACGGAAAUCCCACCUUCACUGAGACAAAGGGCUGCUGCAACAGCUAAAAUUAAUGCUAUCUGUAUACAAAGAGUAGGAACAUUUGUGAGUGGAGUCUUUACAGUAUAUACGAAAGCAGUGAGGAAUGAAUUUACUUACUAUGGAAUAGAAGAUAAAACAAGGAGGAUGGAAGUCCUGGUAUACGGACAGUUUGCCACUAUGUACUGUGAGCCAGGGGACAAACUUAGACUCAUCUGCUUUGAACUGAACUCGAGUGUGAGUUCGUGGCAGCUGAGAUCUGUGAGGCACAGCUAUAUGCAGGUCAUCCAGGCUAGGAAGAGAGACAUAGAACCAUCCAGUCCUCGCUCAGUCAUUGAACCAGCCCCAAACUCACAGAAACCUGAAUAA